Coccidioides immitis RS is the source of this 2618-nucleotide messenger RNA. RefSeq names its product arrestin domain-containing protein. The record is from RefSeq and is a predicted model, not a curated record. Gene Ontology annotation, biological process: ubiquitin-dependent endocytosis. Gene Ontology annotation, cellular component: cytoplasm; cytosol. The transcript has 3 exons. Gene Ontology annotation, molecular function: protein-macromolecule adaptor activity; ubiquitin protein ligase binding. The coding region runs from base 213 to 2282 and encodes 689 amino acids. Lineage: Eukaryota; Fungi; Ascomycota; Eurotiomycetes; Onygenales; Onygenaceae.
CUCUCCACAACUGCUCCCCUAUAUCUUAAAGAAUUCUGGCGACAAGCUUUGCUAAAGUGGCGUUGCAACGGGAAAACGCGAAACGACAUCUCCUCCACGUUCCCCACCCGGAGCACCCUCUUUCCUCGUUCCAAAGGCAUCGCCGACCCCCGAGACCAGGGUGCUUCGUACUUGACGAGCCGCCAAGCGAACCUGCGCCCCGGGAUGAGGAGAUGUGGCUCGACUUAGAACACCAGACCCGUGCCGACGUCCUCCGUGACCGGCUCCAGAACGACGACUCCGCCCGGUCCUCCAUCAGCUCCGAUGCCCCCUCCGUGCUGCCGCCGCUGGCGAACGAGAAGCUCGUAGCCUCCGGAAAUGGCAUCUCGGUUUCGAUCGCCCAGACGGAGCCGGUCAUCUUCAUGGAAGGAUUCGAUGCGCGGGAGGCAUCGAAGACGUCGAUGCUGAGGGGCCAUCUGCAUUUGAAGAUCUCGAAGUCCACCAAGAUCAAAAAGAUAUACCUCACGUUCAAGGGUGCGGUGCAUUCCGCGUGGCCAGAAGGCGUGCCGGGUAAAAGGGCUCAGUACAAUGACGAUCAUAGCCUGAUGACGCAUACAUGGCCGUUCUUCAAUGCUCAGUUUGGCAGCGCGGAGAACGGCUACGGCGCAGAUUUUGUUCAAUUGACUCGUCCGCAGGGAGGCAAGGAGGGAUUAGGCAUCUCGACAAUCGAAGUCUUUAACAAGGCACACUCGGCUUCAAGCAUGGAACGAGUAGGUAUAAAGGAGCUCAGAAGCCUAUCUCUCAAGCACACGCCAUCUCGAAGCUUCGUAAAGGGUGAAGCGUACUACAACGGGCAAUCGGUAGCCCAGAAGGGAUACAAAACCUUCCGGCCUGGAGACUAUAUCUACAAUUUCGAGCUGCCGAUCGAUUCGAAACUCCCCGAGACUAUCAAGACCGAUUGCGCUUCGGUCAAGUACUGGUUGGACGUGAGCGUGGAGCGUGCUGGUGUAUUCCGGCCAAACCUGCUCGGUGUGAAGGAGGUUCUUUUCGUUCGCACGCCGUCUCAGGGGUCAUUGGAGCAAGUCGAGCCAAUUGCGAUUUCUCGUACGUGGGAGGAUCAGCUGCACUACGACAUCGUCAUAUCCGGAAAAUCUUUCCCAUUAGGAGCCAAGAUCCCAAUCGCAUUCAAGCUCACCCCUCUGGCAAAAGUAGCCUGCCAUCGAAUAAAAGUGUAUGUGACCGAGACGAUCCAGCAAUGGACCUCGGGCAAGACCGCGCAUCGCCUUGAUAGCAGUAAGCAACUCCUGCUUUUUGAGAAGCGUGCGGACUCUGCUAGCGUUAGCGCCUACCCGGGGAGUAGGAUGCGGAUCACUGCCGGUGGUGGAAUCCACUGGGAUGAUCGAGCCGCCGCGGCGCAGGGCCACGAGGUAGUCGAUCCACGUCGGACGAGUUUGCUCGGUGAUCUUGAGAGUGAUUUUGGAGCCGGACCUACAGAGAUGGAGUUCGAUGUGCAGCUUCCUACGUGCCCACUCAUGAAGGAAAGGGACUCUUCGCAAAGAUUGCAUUGUGAUACGAUGUACGAGAACAUUGAAAUAAAUCACUGGAUCAAGGCAAGUCAUUUAUUUCUGUCAAUUAUCGUUCUUCGUCUAUCCAGACCGGAUGAAGCUUACCCCAAGAAGCGUCGCCACUUUGAGAUCUCGAUCGAUUCACCAUUCCAUAUCCUAUCCUGCCUAGCAACUCAGUCGAACAUCUAUCUCCCGUCCUACUCCUCCCCUUCAUCCUUUCCUUCUGAAGAGUACGAGUGUGGCUGCCCCGGUGCCCAACCAACCACGAAAGCCCCAUACCACGCCCAUAGCGCCAGCCCAGCCCAUCUCAGCAUGCUCCUCAACAUGUCCAGCGACCCAUCCUUCCACCCACAGCCAUCCAGCUCCACCAGCUCCACCAGCACUCUCACCGCCGACCAAGCCGACAACAGCAGCGAAUCCAGUAAUCCCUCCAACAUACCCACCCGCCCCAUUCACCUUAUCCGAAUCCCAUCCUUCGCACCGCCCCCGUUCGAGGACGUCCCGCCACCACCACCGCUCGUCACUCCUCCACCAGACUACUCCACGAUCAUACCGACCGACGACCCCAGCGCUGGCAUCCUGGAUUACUUCCACCGCCUGCAUCACGCGGAGCAGGAAUACGAUGAAAACACGCGCGGUAACGCGAGAGUGGAUGUCCCGCUAACGCCAGGGGGCCGGGUGCACCGGAGUAUAGAGAUACCUAGGGAGUUGGUCCGGAUCGACGCGAUUGCAGAUUGAGAGGCAGGCAGACAGACAAACAACUACCUACCUAACCCAUAUUCAUCUCCAUCUUUUGUCCAUUCUUUUUACUCCUCCUUUCUCUCUUUCUUUCUUUCUUUCUUUCUUUUUUUUUUUCCCUCUCUCAAACACCUUUUUGGAGCUAUUGGUAUUCUUAUUCAAUAUGCCUGCAUCAUCGGAAGGGGCGAAAAACGGGUUUGGUUCAUCCCUUAGAUCAAGGUGUCACGGGAGGGGUGCGGUGUUUUGGUUGUCCUCUUGAGGAAUAUGUAUACCUGCAUCCAUUUAUUUUUGUUUAUCUUGCCUUAUUUUUUUUUUUUUUUUUUUUAUUUUUCUUUU